ACGUGCACUACGUCAUCAAGAUCUGCGUUGUUGCAGAGUCACUCUGAGAGGUUGAGUGUAAACAAGAGACUAGCGAGGGAAAAAUCUAGAAUAUUGUGUAUGAUUAGUUGAUUUCUUCUAUUAUUUGUGAGUAUUAACCGUACAGACGUAAUAUCUAGAUCACGUUAUGCCCGUCGACGGCCUGUCAUCGGGCGGUUUAAAGCGAGUUUUCUCACAGAUAUCGUCUCUACACGCUGACUGGCUAACGUUUGCCUGUUAGCUUUGUGAACACAGACCCUCAUAACAGGAGAAACAAACUCCUGUAUGUCCGGGGUUUACACGGAUUUGGGUCCUUUGGCCUUUUAAGGCUGUCUAACAUAAUGGCUGCUGUGGAGAAAGUAGGAAAGGAGUGUGAGGAGGAGACACUACAGACCGCUUUUAAGAAACUGCGUGUGGACGCUGAAAGUUCCACAACCACAGUCCGUGUCUCUGAGUCUUUGGCUUCCAGAUUGGUUGCUCGAAGCAGCCCAGAAGGAGCCAAAUCCAAGAUGAGCUCCUCGAAAGAUAACUGGCUUGGUUGCACAAGAAAGUCAUCCAGAGGAGUUGUGAGAAGCCAGCGACGACGGCGAUCAAAAUCGCCAAUCCUUCAUCCUCCGAAGUUUACCUACUGCAGCAAAAUGUCUCCCCCUCCUGGACACCUCAAACACAAGACCCCGCCAGAGCCUGACGACACCGGCGCCGUCAAGAACGAAGUCGCAUUCUCACCGCCGUGCUCCACUGUAUUCGGUGUUGCCGGCUAUGAAACCCACCUCCCUUCUCCAAAGGGGCAGGAAUCGGCUCUCAGUCCCAGAAUGCCAUCGGAUGACGAGAGUGCUCCCGAAAACAGGCCCGCUUUAGGAUGUGGGCCGGGAUCUCAGGAGGCGGGCGAAGGUAAUGCUGUUCCAUCUGACUUUCAAACUCUGUCCAAGUUGCAGGAGGCCGGUCAGUGCCCAUGUGGGCAGCGGGAAUGCCAGUGUCCCGGUUGGCAGGGGGUCGAGGUUUACUCAUUCACCGGCCUUCGAGAUGUGAUCUCCGAAUGCGAGCGGAAGCUUCCCAGCCCGCAGGACAGUUCGCCCAACAGCAGAACUUCUGCUGGGACGUCCAGCUCCCCUCGCUCUUGUUCCGAACAGGCCCGCGCCUACGUGGAUGACAUCACGAUAGAAGACCUUUCCGGAUACAUGGAAUAUUACCUUUACAUCCCCAAGAAGAUGUCACACAUGGCUGAGAUGAUGUACACCUGAAAAUGACCUUUAAUUAAGCAAAUUGAAGCAUUGGGAAAGAUGGAUAUUGGGUACAUUUAAGGAAGAAAAAAAAAAAACUGAUUUAUUUAAAAUAAAUAAAUGAAUAAAAAGCAGUAAUGAAGAUGUUAUCUAAGAGCAAUUCUACUUUGUUGUGGUAUUGAGGAUUUGUUAUGUUUGUUCUUUCUCCAGAACAUCCAGACAACGUGUGCUGACUAAGAAUCAUGGGAGCAUGACUCAUUCUGUGAUUUACUACUCUGUUUCCUUUGUUUUUGUUUGAUUUCGUGAUAACUGUUAUGUUUGGUUUACAUUUUAAAGUUGCCAAAGGUCUAUCCCAGAGACUGCAGGUUUGAUUUCACCGAUAUAUGCAAACUUACACAAUGCCAAGUAAUAAUUCUGUUCACCAUGACAAGGAUGCGGUGUCAUCUUACUUCUCAAUAAAAUGGCUUUUUGGGGAUUGUUCAUGACGUUUGGUGUCUUGGACGUCUUGCUUUGCAUCUUGCUGCUGCUUUAGUGACUAAAUCACCAAGAUGUUUUAUUUCUACAGGAAAUUUAUAAUAAAUUCAUAGAAAUUAUUUUUUAAUUUAAUUCGUUUUGAGUUUUAAUUUUAAGAAAUUAGUCAUUCAAAUAACAUUAUGCAUUAUAACAACUGAAAGGAUAUAAUGCAGAAAGUAGUUAUGACACUUGGACAUGUUUAUCAUGCAAGUAACAUGCCAUUUUUAUUUUUACCUGCCUAUGUAAAAAGCUGUUACGUAAGGUAGGAGCUUCCUCUUUAAAACAAUGCAUUUGUUCUGAAUCACCAAUAAACUGGAAUGAAACAAUGA
Onychostoma macrolepis is the source of this 2080-nucleotide messenger RNA. It is a transcript of the gene oser1, whose product is annotated as oxidative stress responsive serine-rich 1. The record is from RefSeq and is a predicted model, not a curated record. Gene Ontology annotation, biological process: cellular response to hydrogen peroxide. Bases 360 to 1259 code for a protein of 299 amino acids. Lineage: Eukaryota; Metazoa; Chordata; Actinopteri; Cypriniformes; Cyprinidae. The transcript is spliced from 4 exons.